Molecule: messenger RNA, 1613 nt
Organism: Hipposideros armiger (great roundleaf bat)
Lineage: Eukaryota; Metazoa; Chordata; Mammalia; Chiroptera; Hipposideridae
Gene: FAF2
Product: Fas associated factor family member 2
Exons: 3
Coding region: 996-1613 (205 amino acids)
Biological process (GO): ERAD pathway
Cellular component (GO): endoplasmic reticulum
Molecular function (GO): ubiquitin binding
Source: RefSeq, a predicted model, not a curated record
CUCGUGCUCUUAAGCCAACUCUUACACCUGAGCCACUCAGCUGGCUCUCGCCAUCAGUCAUUUUAAUAGAGCUUCUUGCACAGCGAAUUAGUUGUUUGAGUACCUCAAGUGCUGAUAGGGAUUCAGAAAGUUCAGCCCAUUAACUCUGAACUGGAGGUAAGUAUUUUUAGAAGCCAGUCUCAGAUAUGAAGGCAUCCAGUGAAGAAAAAUGUGGUUCCUGUGCAGCUCUUGUUCAGUAUCUUCUGAGUGUGUGCCAGCCUUCCAGGCUCUGUGCAGCCUGAGAACCGGAGCUGCAGCACAUGUUUCGCCUGCGUCCUGGAAUCGGAGUCUUUCCUCCUAAUUGGCUCUUAAACAUCGGAUAGGUUCUCGCUGCCUGCAUUCUGCCAUUCUAAUAUGGCUCUGUGGGUAGCGGGUUGUGGAUUGAAGAAGACUGGGGUAUUUUUUUUAGAAACUGAUAAAAAUCUCUUCUUUCAAACAGUAAGAAAAUCAUAGGUAAAACUUUGUUGUGGUAAAAUCUUGGUUAUUUAGAAGAUCAACUUUCUCAGCUUCUUUGAAACAGAAGAGCUAGCUCUUUUUUGCUGGAUAAAAAAAGAAGUGGUGAAAGAAAGGGAUUGGAUCAAAGGAAGACAGAAGCAGAUGGUGGUGGAGAUCAGCACCAGUAGUGUAAGGCUAAGAUGGGCAGCCUUGUUCCCUUUAGAUUUGACCUUUUCUACAGGGAGGAAUGAGGCUGAGCAGUAGCCAGAUUCUUUACAGAGCCUUUCCUACCCAUCAGUAGACAUUGUCCUUGAACUCUGCAUCCUUCCCAGCAUCAUCAUGACAACCACAUCCCCACCAGUAAAGCCUGUCUUAUUCUAAUCGAAUUACCUGGGAAUAGGGAGGGACACAAAUACAUCACCAAAAUAAAUACAUAAUUAAGAAACUAAGAGGAAAAAGAGUUAGGCAGAGAAUAAAUGUCAUACCCCUUCUUUCCCAGCUGGGAUUAAAGGCAUUCUCUCAUGCUUGUUGUGGAAGCUUUAAUAAAAGAUGAUCUGUUUUAUCCCAAAGUCCUGCCCUUGAUCUGUUGGGUCUUCUUUCUGUCAGUCUCGCAGGCUCUACGAGAGAACACCUAUCCAUUCCUGGCCAUGAUUAUGCUGAAGGACCGGAGGAUGACUGUGGUGGGACGGCUAGAAGGCCUCAUUCAACCUGACGACCUCAUUAAUCAGCUGACCUUUAUCAUGGGUGCAAACCAGACUUACCUGGUGUCAGAACGCCUGGAAAGGGAAGAACGAAACCAGACUCAGGUGCUGAGGCAGCAGCAGGAUGAGGCCUACCUGGCCUCUCUCAGAGCCGACCAGGAGAAAGAGCGGAAGAAACGGGAGGAGCGGGAGCGGAAGCGGCGGAAGGAGGAGGAGGUGAAACAGCAGCAGCUGGCCGAGGAGCGGCGGCGGCGGGUAAUCCACGACUUCUUGUUCUCCUUGAAAGAAAGCCCUGAAAAGUUCCAGAUUGAAGCCAACUUUCCCCGGCGGGUGCUGCCCUGCGUCCCUUCAGAGGAGUGGCCCAACCCCCCCACGCUGCAAGAGGCGGGACUCAGCCACACAGAAGUUCUCUUUGUUCAGGACCUAACAGACGAAUGA